Poeciliopsis prolifica (blackstripe livebearer) is the source of this 3201-nucleotide messenger RNA. RefSeq names its product protein N-terminal glutamine amidohydrolase-like. Gene Ontology annotation, cellular component: cytosol; nucleus. NCBI's taxonomy places the organism in Eukaryota, Metazoa, Chordata, Actinopteri, Cyprinodontiformes, Poeciliidae. Gene Ontology annotation, molecular function: protein-N-terminal asparagine amidohydrolase activity; protein-N-terminal glutamine amidohydrolase activity. The transcript is spliced from 9 exons. The record is from RefSeq and is a predicted model, not a curated record. Bases 537 to 1160 code for a protein of 207 amino acids.
GCUCAAUUCUGAUCCUUAUUGGAAAAAAUCAGUUUACUGCCAUCAAAUGAAAAUCAUUCAACAAAAAGAAACCACAUUUAUUUGGGGUCUUUAUUUGACAAUUUAGUGCAGAAAACUGUUCAGUUAUUGACAUCAAUAUUUAACAUCCUGUGUUAUAAUAGUUUGGUGAUUCGGAUUUUAUUCUGUUUUGUUUGACUAAAGGCAGCUUUAAAAAAAAUCAUGGAAAAUAGAGUUCAGAUCCCUGUUUAUAUUUACAGUAUUAUAUGUACUUUUUGGAUCGCUUUAUCACAUGGUGUAUCAGAACAUGCUCAUUUAAGAGAAAUGUUGAUAUUAAAAUCUAAAAAUACGAAUAAAAAGAUUUCUCUUUAAAAAAUUACAACUGAUUUUUUGUAGUAAAAUGUUUUUUUGUUAACUGAGGAAAUAAAUGCUUCUGGAUUGUAAAGAUUGCAGACUUCUAUUGGGAGCUUUUAGUUUGAAAGCUUUUUGUGAAGUCGCAGCUUGUUUCCGGCGGACCUUUUUUGGUGUGACACUAGAUCAUGACGACAGUACACAGAAUCAUACCGAUCCGCGAAAACUGUGUUUACACCAGCUGUUAUUGUGAAGAAAAUGUGUGGAAGCUGUGUGAAUUUGUUCAGAAAGAGAAAACUGCUCCACUGGACCAGAUAUUUGUCGUUUUUAUCUCCAAUGAGAAACGGAUGAUUCCUCUGUGGAAGCAGAAAUCCGGACAUGGCGACCAGCAUGUGAUCUGGGACUACCACGUGAUCCUGCUGCAGGUGCGCCCUCAGUCGGACUCUCUGGUUUACGAUCUGGACUCUGUGUUGUCGUUUCCCUGCAGCCUGCAGCUCUAUGGAGCCAUGGCCUUCCAAUCGGACCGCCACAUCCGACCCGAGUACCACAGGAAGUUGCGUGUGAUUCCUGCUGACAGCUUCCUGUUGAACUUUGCAUCUGAUCGAUCUCACAUGAGGAACCCUGAUGGAACCUGGAAGAUGCCUCCUCCUCCAUAUGCGCCCAUCCAGACAGCAGAGAGUCAGAUGAACCUGGAUGAUUUCAUCAGUAUGAGCCCUGCUGAUGGCUGGGGAACCGUCUACAGUCUGGAUCACUUCCUGCUCACAUACACUGGAAACCCGCCCACAGCAUCGUCUUCGUCGACUUCACCCUGAUCUUCCUCAACGCCACCAGCAGCAGAUGUGGUUUUAUGAUAUUGUUGCUUCAGAUGGUUCAGAAUCAAUGAUUUUGUUGGACUUUUAUCCUGGUUCUGAUGUUUGAUCCUUUAGUUUCGACUUGUGGAUUAUUUUCUGAGCAAUAAAAACAUUUUUUAUCAUCUAUGAAAAUGUUUAUAUUAAAAUCAGAGCCUGAGGAAAACGAGACGACCUAAUUAUAAUAAACAAAAAAGAGCUUCUUUUAACCAAUAUAAGAUUUUAGGCUUUGGACCCAGACCUCAGUCUACAUCCAAAACGGUUUGAAACUAUCAGUUUUUCUCCUGCCUGAGCCAGCUAAUGACUCACACUGGUGCAACUCAAUAGAAAAGUAUAACAGAGCUGAUUUAGUUUAGUUAUUUAGUUCAAAAGUGAAAAUCAUAAAUUCACCAAAUAGUGUAAAAUAAUAAAAGGGUGCUCUGCUAUUCAAAAUUCUAAUUUUUCACAUUUCUGUACUUCCAUAUGGGUUUCUACUGCUACUAAAAACAACCUGGUGGCUUAAAAAGACACAACCAUUUUUUAGUUUUAUUUCUUUAAACCUUUUUUCACCAAGUUUUUCUUUCUCUCUUUCCCUUUUACUUAUUGCAAGACUGAAACAAUACAUAUUUUGCAAAAUGAAAUAUAAAAUUCACAAUAUCUGCACAAACAACUUUAUACAAACAUUUUCUAUGUCUAGAAAAUAAAACAUGCACCUGCAGUAGUGCUUCACGCAUCUAUCUUAUCCUCCAGAUGAGCCAAUUUAGCACCUAAUGCAGGGGUGUCCAAAGUGUGGUGCUGGGGCCAUUUGUGGCCCUUGAAAUGAUUUUGUUCAGCCCCAGAAUACAAGUCCAGAAUGGCAAAAACAAUUGAUAAUCCCCCCCAAAAUUGGAAAUUGCAACAAUCUAAAGCCCUUUUUAUGUUUUAACCUUUAAUGAUAAACAGAUUUAAAUUGAGCAAGUAAAAUAAACAAACAAACAUAAAAUCGCAAUAAAUUAAUUCUUGUCUUUCUGAUUCAUUAACUUUUGUAGCCUGCAAAUAGUUUAAAUUAGCAAGUUUUGGUCCCCAGGGCUAAAAGUUUGUGUUGCACACUUAAUUAGUCAAUGGUUUACUAAAUUCAGUUUAAAUAAGAAAACCAGUACAGAUUCUUCUGCAGGGCUCUAACCUGCUGUGAGCAGAGGGAAGUGGCUGCUUGACAGUUAAAAGGUUUGUUUUUCCUUUUCAACCUUCAUUUUCAGGAAGAAGCACAGGCUGCCGAUAAGCUCCACAUUCAAUUCAACAAAAGCUUCUAACAAGAAAGAUGAGUGGAAACCACAACAAUGAAGCCGAUGAAGGAGGAAUUAGAAGUUGGAUUCCUACUCCUUUUGCGACUGCAGGAUCAGUUUUGGGGCUUUAUCUUUGGUGGCGGAAUCGUGAAGCCCAUAAAAAGAUUAAAGAGAUGGAAGUAAAGCUCAUGAGAAACAGCCUCUCUAUCCACCGCAGUCAGAUUAUUCCAUUUAUUGAAUUUUUUUCUACGUUUUCAAGUCCCCCAGAAGAGAAAAGAAACAUUGUACGCAACGGUUAUGCAAGCAGAGGAACACAGUUCCUUUUAUCAGAGCUGGACGACCUGGAGGAUCUGCUGGUGGAAAGGCAGCAUCUCUACUGCAGCUACUUCACGACGAAGCCUCACCUGGAGCUGAUGGAGAAGAAGAUAAAGGAGAACGUCAAUGUUUUGUUGUGGUACAAUUUGAUAAAAAAAGAGGAGUUGGAUAAAAUCUUCCGUGAAGAUCGUCACUGUGCUUUCUGUGUCUCGUACCUGUGGACUGGAGACAAAAGAAAAAAUGGAAAACUGAUGUGGGAGAUGCUGGGAGGCUGGAGGAAGGCGGCGACGGAAAAUGUCAAAGACGAGACCUUUAAAAAAGUUUUCGAGGACAAAGAAAAUUUCCGGUCCACUUUUCAGCGCUGAUUAAAUUUGGUCAUGAGCAAAAUUUACUCAGCAGGGGCUUCAGGAAAUCUAAAACUAAUGCUAAUAAAUGUUUUUAUUAUUCAA